AUGUUCAGACACAAUUUCUUUGACAACGAGUUUGACAACUUUUUCUCUUCGGAUUUCUUCAACAGACCUAGGAGAUAUGAAUCCAAAUUACUUCAUGGUUACUACAGCCCAAGUCGGUUGAUUGAGCUGAGGUACCCUCGCCAACUUGUGAGACGUGAUUUCGAAGAUGACUGGCUUGCUCAUUUCAAUGACGGCAAGAUAUUUACUGGUUUUGACGAAAACGUAACCACCAAAGAGGAGCCAGACAAGUACAUCGUGUCAUUCAAAGGAGAGGACUUGAAGAACAAGGGAUUGAAGGUUGACUUCCGUAGAAAGGAGAACGAAUUGACUAUUUCUGUUGAAGAGAAGAAGACAGAAGAAAAGGAGGGCGUGACUUCCUCCUACACUAACAGCUACCAGAGCAGCGUAAGGUUCGAUAAGAAAGUUAGACCAGAUGAUGUCCUGGCUGACUUCAAAGACAACACCGUCGUUAUCACCAUUCCAAAGCUUGAGUGUGAUGAAGAAAAUGUUGUUAACGUUCUGAUAGAAGGUCACAAUGUGGACCAUUUAAUCGACGAAGCACCAGCUAAAACGUUGGCUGAGCCUGUCGAAGAACCUUCUAAGACAACGAAAGAGAAUCUGAAGUAA
This is a messenger RNA of Scheffersomyces stipitis CBS 6054, 627 nucleotides long. It is a transcript of the gene HSP21, whose product is annotated as Hsp21p. Bases 1 to 627 code for a protein of 208 amino acids. The transcript has a single exon. NCBI's taxonomy places the organism in Eukaryota, Fungi, Ascomycota, Pichiomycetes, Serinales, Debaryomycetaceae. The record is from RefSeq and is a predicted model, not a curated record.